Parasteatoda tepidariorum (common house spider) is the source of this 2837-nucleotide messenger RNA. The record is from RefSeq and is a predicted model, not a curated record. NCBI's taxonomy places the organism in Eukaryota, Metazoa, Arthropoda, Arachnida, Araneae, Theridiidae.
ACUAAAGGAAACAAAUAUUAUAUUUGAAAACGAUGAUUUAUUCAAUCAGUUUUUAUUAAAUAUUUAUCUUGAGCCGGAAAAAUCUGCCUUUAUAAUUGAUGAUUGCAGAUUCACUUCAAUAAUUUUAUCGGACACAAUAAAUCAUAGAAUAAUUUUAAACAUCUCAGAGCUAAUUAAACUAUCCCAUCUGACUCAACAAUGUCCAUCAAUUCCUUAUACAAGUCAAUAUUCUUUCACGUUUUCCAUCAAACAAUGAGCAUGAGCAGAAUAAACAAUGAAUGUCAUGGACCUUAUUUUGACGGACUGACUUCAGAACAUUACCUGAAGCCGAGAACACCCAGUAAGCACACUCAUCAACCUUUAUAAAAAAAAACACUACUAAAAAAAACUUACCUAGAUGACGUCAUGAUCAUAUAAAACGAAGAAGGUAGUCAAGUAACCUGUAAUCUUUUUCUCAAAAGUGGGGGAACCCUUCAGAUUUGUGGUCGGUCUUCAAGGACUUAAGCCCUCUCUCAGGGACCACCAAGAUGGUCAAGUUCCUGUAUAGGUGACCACCCAGUUGGAUUUUUCGGUCUUUACUGUAAUCGCCUUUUGCUUUUUCCCUUACGCCUGAAGACCAUGAAGAAAGGGAUCCAAGUUAUGGUGGCCAAGCCUUUGCCGUGAAAAGCACAUUAGCAACUCCAAGGUGAAAAUAAUGCGUUUUAUGAAGAGUGUUUUAGUUUUAGAGCGGUGGCAACAUAGCUGCUUUCCCUUUAUCCUAUUAUGAAGAUCGUCUUUGUGAACCCUAUGCUCAAGAAGUGUGAAUAUUUGUCUUGGGGUGAAGUUUAAGAAAAGGACAACAUGAAGUCGUAUUCUCAGCAACUGUAUCAGCGGUACCAAGUGUAAGAUCAUUCUGAUCUUUUUACCGCAACUAUAAAAGAGGAAAAAACAUUCGAAGAACACUGUAUUUUCCUUUUCUUCGCCAACCAUGGUUCCAUCUCGGAGUUCAAAAGACUUUUUUAGAAGAUCGUGGUGGCAACUCAUAUUUCUUUGUAUGACGUCAUUUGUUAGUGAUUGCGCAUGGCAAGACGGAUUCCAACCUCUGAUCAAAGUCGCACAACUCGAUGAAGCUGACCUUCAAAGAUUUUUAGGAAAUGAAUCACACAGCGAUUACUUUAAACUUUUAGAGCAGGAUGGAGACUCCUUACUGGUUGGAGCUAGGAAUAUUGUGUACAACAUCAGUUUGCAAUCAUUGCAAGAACAAAAGAGACUGGAAUGGUUUUCUGUAAAAGAGGAUAUCGGCAUGUGCAUAUUAAAAGGAAAAUCAGUGGCUGAAUGUCAAAAUUAUGUGCGCGUUCUUGCCCGAAAGUCCGAAGACACGAUUCUUGUAUGUGGAACUAAUGCUUUCAAGCCCAUGUGUAGGAACUACAAGCAAACGCCAACGGAUUAUAUUGUUAUAAAAGAACAGUCUGGCGAGGGCCUCUGUCCGUAUGACCCAAAUCACAAUAGUACAGCUAUAUAUGCAGGAGCUCUCGGACACAGAACAGACGGGGAUUUAUACGUAGCGACUGUAGCUCAAUUUUCUGGAGCGGAUCCAUUGAUCUACAGGGAACCUCUAAGGACCGAACAAUUCAACUUCGAGCAUUUAAAUGCUCCCAGUUUUGUAAACUCCAUCCAUCACGGGGAUUACGUGUACUUCUUCUUUAGGGAAACGGCCGUUGAAUACAUUAAUUGCGGAAAGGCCGUGUAUUCUAGGGUGGCGAGAGUAUGCACCAAAGAUAAGGGAGGUCCUCACAAGUUCCGGAAUCGUUGGACUUCCUUCCUGAAAGCUCGUCUCAACUGCUCAUUACCCGGCGAAUUUCCCUUCUACUUCAAUGAGAUUCAAUCCACUAGCCACAUUGUAGAUGGACUGUACGGCGGGAAACCAGCACAACUGAUAUACGCUGUCUUUACCACUCCAACAAAUAGUAUUAGUGGUUCAGCUGUCUGUGCUUUCCGUUUAGAAGACAUUCUUAAAACUUUCGAUGGUGCCUUCAAAGGACACGAAGAUGUGAACUUCAACUGGCUUCCCGUCCAGAACUCUAAAGUUCCAGAGCCUAGGCCAGGACAGUGUGUGAAUGAUUCCAGAACACUUCCCGAACAGACAGUUAAUUUCAUCAAGGAACAUAAUCUUAUGGACCAGUCAGUUCCAGCAUUUUGGGGAAAACCAAUUGUUAUCUACACUGGAUUUAAGUUCCGAUACACUCACAUAGCUGUCGAUCCGCAAAUAGAAACUUCUAAUGGAGAAAAGUUUGACGUUUUGUUUAUUGGUACUGAUAACGGCAAGGUGAUUAAGGCUCUAAAUGCAGAAAGUCAUAAGAGUGCCCACCAAGUUACUCCUAUUAUCGUGGAGGAGGUGCUGGUGUUCCCCCAAAGAGUGCCCAUAACGAAUCUUUUGGUAUACCAUACCAUUAAUGAAGCAAAAUUAUUAGUCGUCUCGCAGGACGAGAUUCUUACCAUGCCUCUUCAUAGUUGUUCUAAACAUGCGCGAACAUGCAGUACAUGCGUAGGUCUCCGCGAUCCUUAUUGUGCCUGGGACAUCCAUCAGAGAGUUUGCACAAGUUCUAAACAAAGGAUUUGGAAAAAUGAUAAAUUCGUUCAAAAUGUCGCUCAAGGAUGGGAUACCCGUUGCCCUGAAGAUCCAAAGCCAUCUACAUCUGAGAUGACGGUUCCAAUCGUUUCCACAACUACUGUAAAAUCAGACACGUGUCCUCCUUGCCCCAUCAAGUGCAUCUGUCCGGCCAUGGCUGAUUUCGAUGACAAUGAACUGGACAUAGAGGGUUAGUGACAUAUUUCGUUGUCUUUUUCUCAUAAACAUG